Neltuma alba is the source of this 4258-nucleotide messenger RNA. Its product is annotated as leucine-rich repeat receptor-like protein kinase PEPR2. Lineage: Eukaryota; Viridiplantae; Streptophyta; Magnoliopsida; Fabales; Fabaceae. Gene Ontology annotation, molecular function: protein kinase activity; ATP binding; protein binding. Gene Ontology annotation, biological process: protein phosphorylation. The coding region runs from base 35 to 3871 and encodes 1278 amino acids. The record is from RefSeq and is a predicted model, not a curated record. The transcript has 5 exons.
CACUUGAUUGUGGCUUGUGCUUUUAGCUCUUCAUAUGAAGCUCCAAUUUCUCCUGUUAUGCUUGUUUGCCCCUUUAUAUGUUGCUUCUGCCUUGAGUUCAGAUGGGUUGACUCUAUUGUCUCUUCUCAACCACUGGACUUCUGCGCCUCCUUCCUUAAAGUUGAACUGGAAGUCCUCUGAUUCCACCCCUUGCUCAUGGAUAGGAAUACAAUGCAACCGUUACAGCAACGUGGUCUUCAUAAACCUCACUGCAUCCCAGAUAAUUGGUCAACUGGGACCGGAAAUUGGACAGUUGACUCACUUGCAGAACCUUUCGUUGGCAAGAAAUGGAUUCUCAGGGACAAUACCUGUUAAGCUAGCCAAUUGUAGUCUGCUAGUGCAUAUAGAUCUUUCUGAGAACCAUUUCUCUGGAAAUAUACCUCCAGAAAUUGGUAAUUGCAAAUCUUUGCAGUCUCUACGUCUAUAUUCCAAUCAACUCGGAGGAGACAUUCCAAAUGAAUUGGGAAAACUAAGUAAAUUGGAGGACCUUGAAUUGUAUUUCAACCACUUGACAGGUGAAAUUCCACUUACUAUUUGGAAGAUUCGGAGUCUUAGGCAUGUUCUUCUUCAUAACAAUAGCCUUUCAGGGAAAUUACCUUCGGAGAUGACCGAGCUCAAACAUCUGAAAAAUAUCUCAUUGUUUGACAACCAAUUAUUUGGACCAAUUCCUCAAAGCUUGGGAAUCAAUAGCAGUUUAGUGAAGCUGGACUUGAUGAAUAAUAAGUUAACUGGUGACAUCCCACCAAAUCUUUGUUUUGGAAAGCAACUCCGCACACUGCUUUUAGGUCUUAAUCAACUUCAAGGGGGCAUACCUCAAGAUUUGGGAAGAUGUGCAACUCUUGCAAGGUUGGAUCUCAGUGACAAUAAUCUUUCUGGGCCUCUUCCUAAAUUUGAAGGUAGUAAUGAUCUCAUAUACAUGGAUGUGAGCAAGAACAACAUUAGUGGAGUAAUUCCAUCAAGUUUAGGAAACUGUACAGAUCUCACUGCAUUAAUUUUGUCCAUGAACAACAUUAUUGGGCCUAUACCCUCAGAGCUGGGAAACCUUUUGCGCCUUCAGGUUUUGAAUCUUGCUCACAACAACCUAGAAGCUCCUUUACCACAGCAGCUAUCGUACUGUACCCAAAUGGAUACUUUUGAUGUGGGAUUCAAUUUUAUUAAUGGUUCAUUCCCAUCAAGCAUGAGGAGUUGGAAAGCACUGACCAUAUUAAUUUUAAGAGAGAACCGCUUUAGUGGGGUUAUCCCAUCUUUCUUCUCAGAAUAUGUCCAGCUUCUCGAGCUACAACUUGGUGGAAAUAUGUUUCGAGGAAAAAUUCCCACAUCGAUAGGAUCAUUGCAGAAUCUGUUAUAUGGAUUGAAUUUGAGUGCUAACAAAUUAACAGGUGAGAUUCCUUUAGAAAUUGGGAAGUUGGAAAAGCUGCAAAUUUUAGAUAUAUCCUUGAAUAAUUUGACAGGAAGCAUACAUGCUCUUGGUGAUCUCUCUUCAUUGACUGAAGUCAAUAUAUCACACAAUUCCUUUGUCGGUGCAUUGCCAGAGUGGAACACGCAACAUCUGAAUUUGCUACCAUCAUCAUUCAUUGGCAACCCUGGUCUCUGUGUCCGUUGUUCAACCUCAAAUGCCUCCACUUGCAAAAAGCCUAGCUUCUUGAAACCAUGUGCUUCUGAAUCAACUAAUCACAAAGGCAGUAAACGUUCAAUCUUAUUCAUAGCACUAGGAUCUGUAGUGUUUGUCAUUUGCCUGUCGGUAUCACUACUAAUUUAUGACCACCAUUAUGGCCAACAAUCUGAGGAGGUGGUCCUUGGUCAAGGAUUUGAGGAGUACUUGUCUUUUGUGCGGAGACGUAUUUACUACAAUGAUAUUGCUCGAGCUCUCAUCUUGGGGGAAGGUAAUGCUGACUGUGAAGCGCAAGAGGCUUUUGAUUCAGAUGUCAAAGGAGAAUUCAGAAUUGUUGACCUAAUAAAUGCUACGGAGAAUCUACAUGAUCAAUAUGUGAUUGGCGUAGGAGGGCAUGGAAUUGUUUAUAAAGCCGAACUUGAUUUCGGAAUUUUUGCUGUUAAGAAGGUUGAAUUUGCACGGAGCAAUCGGAGGAAAUUGAAUUUGAUUAAGGAAGUUGAAAUGACUAAGAAGAUUAGGCAUCAAAAUGUGGCAAGAUGCCUAGGCUUCUUGAUGGGCGAGGAGUAUGGUCUAACCAUCAGCAGAUACAGGGAAAAUGGAAGCCUUCACGAUGUUUUGCAUGAAAGCAAUCCAAAACCAUACUUAGCUUGGAAUGUCCGCUAUAUGAUAGCUAUUGGAAUUGCAAAAGGACUAGCACAUCUUCAUCACAGCUGCGAUCCUCCCAUAUUGCAUCGAGACAUCAAACCAAAGAAUAUACUCCUGGACUCUGAUAUGCAGCCUUAUAUUACAGAUUUUGGUAUUUCCCUUGCUUUGAAUCAGUCAUCUACUGUGGUGCGCAUGCGGUCAACUUAUCAUAUAGGUACACCUGGUUUUAUGGCACCAGAGAUUGCCUAUGACGUAGUGCCAAGGUGUGAGCUUGAUAUAUACAGUUAUGGGGUAGUUUUGCUUGAGCUGAUAACCAGAAAGAAAGUAUUAGAUUCCUCAUUUGUGGAGCAGCAAACCACUUUAGCAGGGUGGUUUAAAUCUACAUGGACAAGAACAAGAACCCUUGAAGAAAUUGUUGAUUCAAGCCUUACAAGGGAGCUUUCAGAUGUACAUGUGAAGGCACAAGUUAUCAAGACGCUUUUGGUGGCUUUAAUAUGUGUUCAGAAAGAUCCGAGAAAGAGACUGAAAAUGAUAGAUGUUGUUGAUUUCUUUGAAACACCCACUGAUCCAGCAAAUUUUGUUCAACACGACGGAGCUUCGGUUCAUUUGGGAAUUUCCCUUGCGACCGCUGCGGCCUCUCUAUUUUCUGAGGAGAAAGGCGGGAUCCUUCCCAAUUCAAACAAUCGGCAUAUCGUCCGCAGAGGAACUCCUGGAGUUCUUUCUAAAGUUGAGUUACGUACUGGUGAAGCCGUUUAUGUAAAGAAGCUGUUGUCUGCGGGGUAUCCCUCAAGUAUAACGAGAGAAGAAAAAAUGAAUAGAACGGUUAAGCACCGAAAUAUAAUUAAACUGCAUAGGCUUUGGACAGAAAAAGAUGAAACUUUUCUCAUGUUCGAGUACUUGUCAAAUGGAAGCCUACAUGAUGUUUUGCAUGGAAAGAACCCCCCACCAUCCCUGAAGUGGGAUGUCAGUUAUAGGAUAGCUAUUGGCAUUGCUCAAGGGUUGGCAUAUCUCCAUCAUGAUUGUGAUCCUCCCAUAGUGCACUUUGCCAUCGAGACAAAAAAUAUACUUCUGGAUUCUGAUAUGGAGCCUCGCGUUGCUGGUUUCAGUGCUGCCCAUUUUUUGUUUGAAUUUGACACAACACCAUCCUCAUCUAUUCUAGGCACAUCAGGGACAGAAAAUCUUUAUGCAACAACAAUCACUAGGGAGUUUGAUGUGUACAGUUACGGGGUAGUUUUGCUUCAGCUGAUAACAAGAAAGAAGGCAAUAGACUCAUCGUUUAUGGGUGGGACUGAGAUAGGGGUUUGGGUCAGAAGUCUGUGGGAGGAGACAGGAGACAUUCAUAAAAUUGUUGAUUCAAACCUUGCAGAGGAGGUAUUGAAUUCAAAUUCCAAUGUACACGAACAAGUCACCCAAGUGCUUUCCUUGGCUUUGAGAUGCACGGAGGCAGAUCCGUACAUGAGACCUACUAUGAAAGAUGUUAUCAAGCAAUUAGCAGGUUUUGAAUCCAAAUUCAAGAGUACUCGAACAAGUGAACAAAGUGAGACUGCCUAUGAUAGAUAUAUCGGGUUUUAUUGAUUCUGUAGAAAAAAAACAAAAACAAGAAAAAGAUAACCAUACCAAGCAAAAGCUGUGAAAAGCUUCCAAGUUCCAACUACUUAAUGCACAAGUCAUUCACACAUGCACUGAAAUCAGUCAGAUAACAUUACUUGUAUAUAUAUUGGUUGGGACUUGAUAUGUCUGCUUUCAUGACAUGGAAUGUUUUGUGCCUUUUUCUUGACUUUGUAGAAGUUGUCCCAAGAACGAAUUUGGGAAAAGAAAGGUACUACUCGGUACCUACCAACCCACCAACCUUGCUAUGUAUGCUCCUGCAAUAUUACUACAUAACAGGGUAAAUCUUUGUUGAACUGAGGUUCUAAAUUACUCUGUUUGUUUAUUAUGAAACAGUCUCUGUAGUUUUGAUGA